AUGGAGCUCGAAGUGAAAUAUGCAACAACUACAUCAUCUGUGGUUUCAGACAACAGUAAUAAACAUUCAAUCAUUGUACCGUCUUCGACAGAAAUUCCAGUAUUUCACGGAAAGCAUUCAGAAUGUCCAAAGACGUUUUUGAUCCGUGUCCAGGAAUAUAUUAAAUCAUUACAUCUCUGUAACCGUGUUAUAUUACCCGAUGAUAUAUCGCAGUUUUUACGGGCAACGGCUCUGGAAUGGUAUUAUCAAUUGGAUAUGUUGCGUCAUCGACCACAAACAUGGGAAGAAUUCAUGGAAUUGUUUCUCACUCAAUUUAAUCCACUGAUUCAAAGAGCCAAGUUAGAAACAGAAUGGAAUGAAUGUAAGCAGGAGGAAAAUGAGACCGUAAACGACUUUUUCGUUCGUCUUUGUGCUUUGUGGAGAGAACAAAAGUCGCAUGAAACUGAAACCGAUCUAGUCCAACAUUUUCUAUGUCGGAUGCGUGACGACUUGGCGAACGUGAUAAAGAUAUCUUGCAAUGCUUCAUUACACGAAAUAAUUGCCGAAGCUCAACAUAUAGAAGAAAUUUUAUAUCGUCGAGUUCAGAUUAAGCGAUUAUCAAAUCAACUAAGACAACUCUCGUUUCAGAAAGUUAAAAAAUUACCGAACAGGCACUAUGAUGAAUACUAUUCCAAUGAAACAACUCUGGAGCUGACUAACAAAUAUUCAGUGAAGGAAAAUGUGGCUAGCCGCUGUGAUAAUUAUCGACAAAGGCGAAGCGAACCAAAUACGAGACAUCGGAUGGACUAUAGACAAAAGAACCUCCCGCACUUUUGUGUCAACAACUCGGUUAAACUGUUUGCUGAAUGUCACUCUUUUGACGCUGAUUGGGACGGAGACAUGAGUAUAGAAUGUAUUUUUUGUAACACAAACUGUACAGAUCACUGUUGCUCGGAAUGUGCCAAAAUGCAUCGGGGCCUAAAAUUCCAACGAUUGCUUCGACUUUUGGGACAAUGCUCGGAAAGUAUUAUGUACUACGAUGAAAUUAAUUCAGUUGUAAGAAGAAUUCGACAAAUUGAACCAUUCGCUGUACCAUUGCAAUUCCAUCCUAUUCAAGUUUUCGACAAGAGAAAACAUGCGAUGGAUUUGUUUGCGAAGAGAUAUCUUGAGAAAGCAGCUGAUGAUGUACAUCAUCUUCUUCCAGUCGAUGUUUCUGCUGAUGGAAAUUGUUUAUACAAUUCUAUUGUUGUUUUUAUAGAUAAUUUGACAGUAACGGCAGAUGAAUUACGAGUUCGAACUAUCAUGGAGCUUAUGUCGAAUGAAAAUUAUUAUGAAACUAUGUAUUCACAAUUGAUUGGACCCAUCGACAAUGCUAUCAAAUCUAUCUGCAAAAAAGGUACGUAUUCCGAAUUAUAUGAAGUAGCCGCACUAUGCAAUGUCCUUCAAUGUAAUAUACGAAGUGUGUAUCCAAAAAUUAAUUUCGAGCAGUAUAUGACUUUAUGGGAUAGUGUCUUCACACCUGUUCCACCUGUUAUCGCCAAUUCUAAUAUUGCUAUUUUGUGGUCGCGUGCCGAAAACGAAGAUGAUGCCCGGGCAGCGAAUAAUAACCGAUGGAUUCCAAAUCAUUUUGUUCCACUUCUAUCACCGAAUAUGCAAAAUGAGUCUGACAGCCACAAUAACUCAACGUCAACCAAUAAAACUCCACAAAAGAAAACAUUUAAAAACAGUUAUACUACCCAGAUACGAAUACCCGAAUUUCAAUCAUCUCCUAGCAGACGAAUGCGAACUGAUGAAAGUCUCGAGAAAGGCCCGUCCCAGCCAGUCAUUUCUGACUCGGUACAAAAUGGAAAAAGCGACAGAGAAAAUCAGCGUCAGAUUCAACUUGAAAAGAAAAGACAAUACAGCCGAUCGGCUCGUAUGGAUGAAACCGAGGAACAACGUCAGAAUCGACUUAAGGAGGCACGAGAACGAAGUCGAUCGGCUCGUGCGGACGAAACCGAGGAACAACGUCAAAAUAGGCUCGGACAACAAAGUAGAUUAAGCAAAACCAAUAGACUUCGAAAAAGAUCUGAAAAACAGUCAUAUGAAAACACUGGUACUGAUCGAAGUAGUAUUGAAUCACGAUUUUCUUUUGAUCAAUCAUGGCCUGAACCAAUUGCUCGUGAGUUGAAGGAGACUCGUUUACAGCAGUUUUUAGAACAAAUGUCCAUGCCAAUUUUGGCUGAAGUUAUUUGUGCAGUUUGCAAUGUUCGCACUUCAGCGAAAGAUUCAAAAACAAUACCAGUUCUACAAAUUCCAAAUAUUCAUUUACUUAAAGUUUCUGAAGAGUUUAAAGGCUUGAUUCAAUAUUUGAACCAGGGCACUAGAGUUUCAGCCAUCAACAACACAAAAACAAUAACAAUAGAACUUGCAAAAAAUGCCUCUACGUUUAAUUCGCCGUCUUUUCUUUGCCAAAACGAUGUUAUUUUAUACAAAAGCGGUUUAUAUCAACAAAAUAAAGUGGACAUGUGCAGAAUUUGUCAAAAAUGUCAUGGUUCUCUUUUGAAUAAAUCUAUCCCGAAGUUUGCACCUGCCAAUAAUAUGUGGUUAGGUGACGUACCCACUGAAUUACAAGAAUUGACAAUUCCAGAACAAAAAUUAAUAUCACUUUGUCGUCAUAACAGUUGUAUAAUAAAACUUCAUUCACCAUUUCAUUCAAGUACUACGGCUCAGUCAGCACUGAAAGGCAAUUGCAUUACUUUUCUCCAAAAUGUACCCAAUAUUGUCGACAGUUUACCUCUCAAACUUGAUGAUUUAUGCGAUACGUUAAAGGUAAUAUUUAUUGGAGCUCGACCACCCAAUCGCAUUCAGCUGAAGAAGGUUCUUACGGUGCGGAAGAAAAAGAUAAUUGAAGCAUUAAAAUGGUUAAAAAAACACAAUAUACAUUAUCAAAAAGUGAAUAUAAAUCUCGAAAAUAUUAAUCAACUGCCGGAAGAUGAUGUGCCAGAAUGCAUUAUGUCAACCUUGGAACAAAAAAUAGGUGAUGAGGACGGUCAAUCUGAAAGAACUGGAUAUGUUCCUGAUCCAUUGUUGAAUCCACAAGAAGGCGCUACUGCAGAUGUCAUACCUAUCAGUAACAGUGCUGUUCUCGAUGUCAAUGGUUCAUCAAUAUCUUCCGAUGAGAUAGCUAAUUACCUUUUAUACAAAAUACAAAAUAAUGGAAAUAAUGACCAGGCACUUACUGAAAACAUUUACUUAGUUCCACAUUCAUCAAAACCUGUCAAUGAAUACUUCAAUCCAAAGUUAUUGGCAGGGCUGUACCCACAUUUAUUCUGUUAUGGCCUUGGCACACCCGAAGAUCAAUCGCGUCCAGUUAAAGUCAAUUUUCGAGAGCACAUUCGAUACUUAUUAUCUUACAACGAUCGCCGAUUUGAGACAAGCCACAGUUUUAUAUUUGUGAUUUUUAAUCUGUUACAACGCCGUGAUGCCUGUUUUCAUGCUCAACUGAUAGCCACAAAACCUUACUUUCGAGCAUCUGCUGAUGAAAUUCAAUCAUUGAGUAGUAAAGAUAUUGAAACAGCUCUCCAGAACAGUGUCACACAGCCAUACAGUCGUACAGAAUCCAAUAGUACGUUAAACAAGCUUCUUCAACAUAUUAAGACUAUUGGAGGUCGAGUUAUGGGUUCAGCGUAUUCACGGACCGCUUUGCGUACACAGAUUCAUGCGCUAAUCUAUAAUCAAGGAUUGCCCAGCAUCUUUCUAACCAUAAAUCCCGCUGAUAUUCACAGUCCUAUAGCCCUAUAUUUUGCAGGCGUGCAACUUGACUUAGACAAUAUUCGAAGUGAACAACUCAUGGAUGCUUACAAACGAGCUGAAAUCGUAGCAUCACAUCCAGUUGCCACUGCUAAAUUUUUUCACGUAUUAAUCACCAAUAUUUUAGAUACUAUCAUAAUGGGCGGUGUUCUUGGGCCCGUUAAGGCUUAUUUUGGCACUGUCGAAAGUCAAGGGCGAGGUUCUCUUCAUUUACAUCUACUUAUCUGGCUUGCUCAUGAUAUGACACCCGCUGAUCUCAAAGAAAAGGUUAAAGAUGCCAAUUUUCGUGAAAAAUUAAAAGCAUACUUGGAAGAUAUUAUCAAGGAAGAUCUAGAUAGAUUCAAGGAAAGCCCUGUGCGCCAAAAUCCAAACACACCAUGUUCAUCCGAUACUUCUCAACGAAACUCACAGGACAAUAUCUACGCAACCUUACGCACUAUCGAUUUAAUAGAUGGUGGUGAGAACGAACGCCAGUCUCCUGUUCGGCUAACACGAAGAAAAGAGCAACGAUCUCCGCCAGUUCCUGGUUGUGCAUCAACUAUUUCGUUUGGCUCUCCAGCAGCCCCUGGUUGUGCAUCAACUAUUUCGUUUGGCUCUCCAGCAGCCCCUGGUUGUGCAUCAACUAUUUCAUUUGGCUCUCCAGCAGCCCCUGGUUGUGCAUCAACUAUUUCAGCAGCCCCUGGUUGUGCAUCAACUAUUUCAUUUGGCUCUCCAGCAGCCCCUGGUUGUGCAUCAACUAUUUCAUUUGGCUCUCCAGCAGCCCCUGGUUGUGCAUCAACUAUUUCAUUUGGCUCUCCAUCUCGACGUCAGUCAUUACGGACACCAGCUCAAUAUCAGUCUGUACCGGAUGUAACCACCUCAAAUAAAAACUCAAAUAUAAUACCAGCUUGCUUAUUUGCCCCAAAUCCAUCAUCGCCUAAUUUUUCAUCGAGGUUUCGAGCAGAUAUAAUACAGCUGGUUGAAACAGGCAACACGCAUUACCAUACUGACACUUGCUAUAAAUAUUGCAAGAAGAAGGGAGGUCUCAAAAAGAUUUGUCGGAUGCGCAUGCCACGGAAACUAGUUCCCGUUUCGACGAUUGAUCCGGACACUGGUAAUAUUUCAAUGCGCCGCUCAGAUCCAAUGAUCAAUAAUUUUAACGAGUAUAUUAUAGCAGCUUGUCGUUCGAAUAUGGACAUUAAAUUUAUCUGGAGCGGUAGUGAUGCAAAAGCUCUCGUCUAUUAUAUUACUGACUAUGUCACAAAAAUGAGUCUCUCUUUUCAUGAUACGCUUUCUCUUGUGCAAAAGUGCGUAACAUCUGUUGUGGAUCCAUCUCAUCAAACGGAUAAACAAAAUGCAAUUGAAAAAUCACGAAAACUCGUCUUACGGUGCUACAAUGCCCUUGCUUCUCAACAAGAACUAUCUGGAGUACAGGUAGCUUCUUAUCUCAUGAACUGGAAUGAUCAUUACACGACACACAAAUUUCAAGGUCUUUUUCUAAUUCAAACUGAACGAUAUUUACAAGCACAGCUCAAUGAAAUCCGAGCAAAACAAAAACUAACGCAUUUAGCCGAAGAUGUAAUUGAUGACGAUAUGUCGGAUGAAGAUAUAUCUGAUGGUGUAACUACUAAUGAUGAGAACAACGAUGAGGAACAGUUUCAAGUUCAAUCUACUGAUUCUGAUAAGAACUACGUACUAGUUAACACAAGAAUUGAUUAUCAAUACCGUUCCGAUAUUCUGAACGCAACGUGUUUAUAUAACUUUGUUAGCGUUGUAUAUAAGAAAAAGAUGAAUGCUGCUGAUCUAAAAUAUUUAUCAAAGAAUACUGUGUUAUUACGAGAAAACGAAGGCAACAGAAGAGGUCGGCCACCUAAUAAACGUUACCCUUUCCAAAGUCAACAUCCACAAGCAAAAACACAUGUUUUGAUGAAAUACAGCGAACCUCAUGUGCCGAUUCUUUAUGGUCCACAAAUUCCUCGACAAGAUCGUGUUGAUACUCGAGAUCGAUAUUGUCGCGCAAUCCUUACACUUUUUGUACCUUGGCGCACCAUUGCUGAUCUGUGUGACCCCAAUCAAACAUGGGAAGAAGCUUUCAAUUCUCGCCAACAACACAUUUCCAUUCAGUCAUGGAAGAUUAUAGAGAAUAUUCAACUUUUACAUGAAUGUAGGAAAGACCGCGAUGAACAUCUUCUUCAAGUUAUUACUGAAGCUCAAACUGAUGAUGGAAUUGAUCCAAUACUUUUACCUCAAGAUAAAAAUUUUGACAGCGACGACGAUAUUGACGAGAAUGAAGCUUUAUCAGAUUUACUAAAAGACCUAGCUGAGUAUACAAGUACAGGAGUUAAUGCUGAAAAAAGAACAGCGGAAGAUCAAUAUAUUCAAGAAACUAUCGAGGCGGUUGAAAACGUUGGGCGAUUUAGUGAUAUGAACAUUCGUCGUUCAUCUAUUUCAAAUGAAUUUGCUGACUCCACGAAUCAACAAAUUGAACCAUUUGUUGCUGCCACAAACAAUUUAGUUAAUUUAAAUAAGAAAUGGCAAGAGCAACUGAAAACGGAAAAGGAACGAGCUAGGCGAGCUUUAAUUACAGGCAAUCAUGACACAGAAGAUGAAUCUUCAGAUGUGCAUGUUGAAAAACAUGCCAUGGUAACAGUAGUGGAUUCAAUUAGUGGCAAUAAUAAUAGUAAUCUUGCAGAUGCUGGUUUAAUUCUCCCAGUUAUGUCAGUUAGAAUCCAUGUUUCUACACAAAAAAGUAUUGCUGACGAAUUCACACUAAAUAGAGAACAACGUGCCGCAUUCAUGAUCAUUACGAGUCAUCUUGACGGUGACAGUCAAUAUCGUACAGGUCACAAUAAUGGUCAACUUAUAAUGUGCAUACCUGGGUGUGGUGGUACCGGGAAAUCACAACUGAUUCGUGCUCUUAGCAAAUACUUUGUUAUUACCAAAAGAAUGCAGAUGAUGCGAAAACUUGCACCUACCGGGAUUGCUGCUGCUGAAAUUGGCGGUAUGACAAUUCAUUCAUUUUUAGGUGAACAACGCAAUUCUAGACAACCACGAAUCAUCAAACCAGGUGAUUCAAAGCUUGAAAAGGAGUGGAGAUUGGUCGAAUAUCUGUUAAUUGACGAAAUGAGUAUGGUUGGUUUGCAUUUAUUAGCAAAACUUAAUCGAAUCAUUUGCUCUGCAAAACAUGUCGAUGCUCCGAUUCCGUUCGGUGGCGUAAACGUCAUUUUCUUCGGUGAUUAUUUACAAUACCGACCCAUAUACGAUUCACCAUUAUAUACUGAUUUUUCUGUACCAUCGAAAAAGAAAUCAAGCAAAUCGCCUACUGAGAAGGAACUUCAACAACGCGUUGCACGUUCCCUAAUUCUCCAAAUCAACUGUGUUGUGAAACUCACUCAGCAAAUGCGAACAGAGGAUUCUCGAUAUCUUCAACUUCUCGAGCGACUUCGUCAUGGAAAAUGUAAUUAUGACGAUUAUGAGUUACUAUUAACACGAGUUGUAGGACAACCAUCAGUAAAUUCUCUAUGUGAUCCACCUUGGAAUAAAGCGCCCAUUCUCGUAUUCCGAAAUGAAGUACGGACAAAAUUGAACAACAAGGCAGCAGUUCAUAGGGCAGUAGAGACGGGUCAAGCACUUAUGGUGUGUACUGCUCAAGAUAGUUGUAACGGCAAAUCAAUCGAAGAUCCAAAUUUGGUUAAAAAGUUAUUAGAAUUACCUGAUAGCAGAACAGAGCAUUUACCUGGUCUUUUACCUUUGGUUCCUGGAAUGCCUGUUAUUUUAACACAAAAUAUUGCUAUAGAACUAGGUCUUAUCAAUGGAAUGAAUGGAAUCUUUCGACAACUUGUGUACGAAGAAGAUUCUGUUUCCACAGACGGUAUCUCAGAAACGUUCCCCAGUAAUACACAAUAUAUCCGUAAACCGUUAUACGCCAUUAUUGAAAUCGCUCGGUCGAAGAUUGAAUGCAGUUUCGAACAACUUCAAUCAAAUCUCAUUCCGAUCCCGUUGAUGGAGCAAACAUUUCGUAUUAAUAUCGCUGAUCUGCUACCAAAAGAUAAGAAACCAAAAUCAAAUUCGAAAACAAUUCUAUCAGUUAAGCGACGUGCAUUACCACUUGUGCCUGCGUAUGCUAUCACAACCCAUAAAAGUCAGGGUCAAACUUUGAGCAAUGUUGUCAUUGAUUUAAAACUACCAAACAGAACUGAUGAUAUUGCCGCAAUUUAUGUCCCAUUGUCACGUGUGAAACGCUUGACUGAUUUAAUUAUUCUAAGAUGUUUCGAUUACAAAACUUUAUUAAUGAAACCAACUAAAUCGCAACUUGCUGAGAUGGAAAGACUAGAUAAACUAUAUACGGAAACACAGCUGCGCUUUGCUCAACAUUUCUAA
Molecule: messenger RNA, 8130 nt
Organism: Adineta ricciae
Lineage: Eukaryota; Metazoa; Rotifera; Eurotatoria; Adinetida; Adinetidae
Source: the annotation of a GenBank genome assembly